GGAGCGAGAGAGUGCCCAGGGUGAAUCAAUGGAAACCCCCUCACGAAGCCGGGAAAACACUUCAGCCGCAGCCAAAUAGCAUUGAUUAUUUUCCUUCACUUCCCUCACCGCCGCGAAAUUUUUUUUUUUUUUUUCCAUCUCCGUCCCCGACGCCCCGGAGCGAGCGCUGGAGGGAGGGAGGAGGGGAAAAAAUAAGGAAUCAACACAUCGGAGAAGUCCCUUCCAAGAGCCGCCCCCUCCCCUCCCCGCCUCGCGCUGCUCGGCGGCCGUGGUUCGACUCCCGUCCUUGCUUCCAGCUGAGGUGGUACUGGCUGUCACGCUGAAAUGAACCCUCAGCAUUCCUCCGUCUGCCAUGGCCACCCUUAGCUCUUCCUCUACUGCUGGCACCACCCCCUCCCUUGGGCACGAUGCCCUGUCCCUGCCUCUGGACACCUCCUCCUCCCAUACUCCCUCUGAUCCUGUCACCAAAGAUCCCCCUGCUGCCCCCACCACCUCUGAGAGCAUGAGGCCCUCAGAGCCAGGGGGGCAGCCCCCGGAGUCAGGCUGUGGCCUUGUCCCACCAAAGGAAAUGGGGGAGCCCAAACAAGAGCCUGGCUGUGGUCUCUUCCCACCAAAGGAUCUGGGGGUAGAAGAAGACAAGGAAAAAGAGGAGGAAGGAGAAGGACUCCCUCCCUUGGACCUAAACAACCACUUGUUCUUCACAACAGGUGGCGAGGCUUACCUAAUGGCCAAACUGUCCCUGCAAGGGGGCAGUGAACCCCUGUUACCAAAGGGCUUCCCCUGGGAUGAGGCAGGCAUCAAGGAAGAGCCCAGCCUGCCCCUCCUUGUCCACCCACCCCCCACACACCUCACUGCCCUUCACAUCCAACAUGGCUUUGACCCAAUCCAAGGCUUUAGCUCUUCUGACCAAAUUCUGUCCCAUGAUACCUCAGUGCCACCUCUGGCCGCCUGUAAGGGAAGGGAUGGCGCCUUUUGCAGCUACCAGCUGGCUCCAAACCCACCCGGAGAUCCCAAAGAUGGCCUCAUGGGGAGCAGAGGGGGAGACCACAGGGCACUCUUCUGGCUCUGCCUUCUGUGCCGCCUGGGUUUCAGCAGGCCUCAGGCCUUUUUGGGCCAUACACAGUCUCAUGGGAUAAAGCUAACUCCUGCUCAACACCAGGGUCUGCCAGGCAGCCCAGCCAUGCUCCAGGAGGGAGGUGAGGGCUGCAUGGCCCUCAUAAGCUUUUUAGAACCAAAACUCCCUGCUUGCCCCUCUUUUGAGCUAUCCCUUGACAACAGCAGCACAGUGAACAUGGAGGCAAAAGUAGCCCAGACUGAGGAUGGCUCCCCUGAGACAGAAGUCCAGACCCAUGUCCUGCCCCCUGAAGAAGUCAUGGCCCUUAGCCCACCCUCUCCACCCACAACCCCAGUCACCUGGGACCCCAGCCCAACCCAAGCCAAAGAAUUGCCAAUGGCAGCAGGUGAGGCAGGGCCAGAUUGGUUCCCUGAGGGGCAAGAAGAGGAUGGAGGGCUCUGUCCCCCACUCAACCAAAGCUCACCCACCUCCAAGGAGGGGCCCACUCUCCCCACCCCAGUGGGCUCCCCUGAAGACCCCAAUGACCCACCACAGCCCUACCGCCUGGCUGACGACUACAGCCCUGCCCCUGCAACCUUCCAGGGCCUCAGCCUGUCCAGCCACAUGUCUCUGCUACAUUCACGCAACUCCUGUAAGACACUCAAGUGUCCCAAGUGCAACUGGCACUACAAGUACCAGCAGACCCUGGACGUGCACAUGCGGGAGAAGCACCCUGAGAGCAACAGCCACUGCAGUUACUGCAGCGCUGGCGGCGCUCACCCUCGCCUUGCGCGCGGAGAGAGCUACAAUUGUGGCUACAAGCCCUACCGCUGCGAUGUCUGCAACUACUCCACCACCACCAAGGGCAACCUCAGCAUCCAUAUGCAGUCUGACAAGCACCUGGCCAACCUACAGGGCUUCCAGGCAGGGCCUGGUGGGCAGGUCAGUCCCCCAGAGGCAUCACUCCCACCUUCUGCAGGGGACAAAGAGCCCAAGACCAAAUCAUCCUGGCAAUGCAAGGUGUGCAGCUAUGAGACAAACAUCUCCCGCAACCUUCGCAUCCAUAUGACCUCUGAGAAGCACAUGCAGAACGUCCUAAUGUUGCACCAGGGGCUGCCGCUGGGCCUGCCACCUGGGCUGGUGGGGCCCGGUCCUCCGCCCCCGCCUGGGGCCGCCCCCACCAAUCCUCCUGAGCUCUUCCAGUACUUCGGGCCCCAGACCCUGGGGCAGCCUCAGGCUCCCUUGCCUGGCCCGGGGCUGAGGCCUGAUAAGUCCUUGGAUGCCCAGCUGCUUCUCAACGGUUUCCACCACCUUGGAGCACCUGCCCGAAAGUUCCCCACACCUGCCCCAGGCAGCUUCUCCCCGGAUGCCCACCUGCCUCCAAGUCAGCUCCUGGGCUCCUCACCUGAUGGCCUGCCUACCUCACCACCCCCAGAGGACAGCCCAUCCCUGAAGGUGUUCCGCUGUUUAGUGUGCCAGGCCUUCAGCACUGACAGCUUGGAGCUGCUGCUCUACCACUGCAGUGUGGGCCGAAGCCUCCCAGAAGCCGAAUGGAAGGAGGUCGCGGGGGACACUCACCGCUGCAAACUCUGCUGCUAUGGUACCCAGCUCAAGGCCAACUUCCAGCUCCACCUCAAGACAGACAAGCAUGCCCAGAAAUACCAGCUGGCGGCUCACCUGCGGGAGGGGGGUGGGGCCAUGGGCACCCCCUCACCAGUGUCCCUGGGAGACGGAACUCCGUAUGGGUCUAUUUCCCCCCUACACCUGCGCUGCAACAUCUGUGACUUUGAGUCCAACAGCAAGGAGAAGAUGCAGCUGCAUGCCCGGGGUGCAGCCCAUGAAGAAAACAGCCAGAUAUAUAAGUUUCUGCUGGAGAUCGAGGGAGCAGAAGCAGGGUCUGAGCCUGGGCUCUACCACUGCCUGCUCUGUACCUGGGAGACACCUUCACGCUUGGCUGUGCUGCAACACCUUCGUGCACCUGCUCACCGUGACGCCCAGGCCCAGAGGCGUCUGCAGCUGCUACAGAAUGGCCCAGCAGCUGAGGAAGGACUGUCAGCUCUUCAAAGCAUCUUGAGUUUCAGUCAUGGACAGUUUCGGACUCCUGGGAAGGCUUCCGUCACCCCCUUAGCUGAGCCACCCACCCCUGAGAAAGAAGCCCAGAACAAGACAGAACAAUUGGCUUCUGAAGAGGCAGAAAACAAGACUGGUCCUUUGCGAGACAGUGCCAACCAGACCACGGUAUAUUGCUGUCCAUACUGCAGCUUCAUGAGCCCAGAAUCUGACCAGGUGAAGACUCAUACAUUCUCGCAGCAUGCAAUGCAGCCUAAGUACAGAUGCCCACUGUGCCAGGAGCAGUUAGUGGGCCGACCUGCCCUGCACUUCCACCUUAGCCACCUUCACAAUGUGGUACCUGAGUGUGUUGAGAAGCUGCUGCUUGUGGCCACAACUGUAGAGAUGACCUUUAUGACCAAAGUGCUGCAUGGGUCCAAUCUAAGCCCUGUGGAGGAAUGCCCAGAAACCUCCAUUCCUAGACCAGAGCCUGUACCCAGCAGAGACCAGGCAUCAGAAGGCCCUAACCUGACCCCAGAAGCCAGUCCCGAUCCUCUUCCUGAGCUUCCUCCACUCUCAGCUGAGGCCCCAGAGAAGCCCAUGGGAAGCCCUGAGCAACCUCCUUCUCCAGUCCCAUCUCCAAUCCCGAGGCUUGAUACCCACACUGAAGAAAUGGCUCCUCCACCCACCAUGGCUGAGGAGGAAGAAGGGACCAUUGGAGAGACCCGCCCUGCAGAGCCAGUUCCAGCUGAUUCUCGCCACCCUUUGACCUAUCGGAAGACCACCAACUUUGCCCUGGACAAGUUUCUUGAUCCUGCUCGGCCAUAUAAAUGCACAGUGUGUAAGGAGUCCUUCACCCAGAAGAAUAUCCUCCUGGUUCAUUAUAACUCUGUCUCCCACCUUCAUAAGAUGAAGAAGGCUGCCAUUGACCCCUCGGCCCCUGCCCGGGGAGAGGCUGGUGCCCCACCUACCACCGCUGUUGCCACAGACAAGCCCUUUAAAUGCACAGUCUGCCGAGUCUCCUACAACCAGAGCUCCACGUUGGAGAUCCACAUGCGAUCCGUUCUGCAUCAGACUCGCUCUAGGAGUACUAAGACUGAUGCCAAGGUUGAGGGGCCAGAACGUGGCCAAGAAGAGCUCAAGGAAAGUGAGCCUGAGGGGGAGGUGGGCACUGAGAAGAAGGGCCCUGACCCCAGUGGCUUUAUAUCGGGAUUGCCCUUCUUAUCUCCUCCACCCCCUCCCUUAGACCUCCACAGGUUCCCAGCCCCCCUCUUCACCCCACCGGUCCUGCCCCCCUUCCCUCUGGUCCCUGAAUCUCUGCUGAAGCUCCAGCAGCAGCAGCUGCUCCUGCCCUUCUACCUCCAUGACCUCAAGGUGGCACCUAAGCUGGCAUUGGCCGGGCCUGCACCCAUGCUGACCCUGCCAGCUGCCACCCCUCCGCCCCCACCCCCCAAGGCUGAGCUGGUCGAGCGGGAGUGGGAGCGGCCGCCCAUGACCGAAGAGGGGAACGAGGCAGGGCCUUCCUCACCACCACACCCGACACCCAAUGAGGCAGCCCGCACUGCAGCCAAAACUCUUCUAGAAAACUUUGGCUUUGAGCUGGUGAUCCAGUAUAAUGAAGGAAAGCAGGCUGUGCCCCCUCCCCCGGCCCCACCCCCUCCAGAAGCUCUGGGGGGUGGGGACAAGCUGGCCUGUGGGACCUGUGGGAAACUCUUCUCCAAUAUGCUUAUCCUCAAGACCCACGAGGAGCAUGUCCACCGCCGUUUUCUGCCCUUUGAGGCUCUGAGUCGGUAUGCUGCUCAGUUUCGAAAGAGCUAUGAUAGCUUGUACCCACCCCCUGCAGAGCCGCCCAAACUGGAUGGAACUGUGGACUCACCUGCUCCCCAACUGGGCCCACCCUUCUUGGCCCCAGAGCCGGAGGCAGGAGGAACCCGGCUCCCUGAGGAGCGAAAUGGACCAGGAGGACGCUGGCCAACAGAGGAGGAAGAAAACUCCAAAGGGAAUUUUCCUCCCCUGGUGCCUGCAGGCCGCAGGUUCUCCAGAACCAAGUUCACAGACUUCCAGACCCAAGCACUGCAGGCUUUCUUUGAGACCAGUGCCUACCCCAAGGAUGGAGAGGUGGAACGGCUUGCAAGUCUCUUGGGCCUAGCUAGCCGUGUGGUGGUGGUGUGGUUCCAGAAUGCCCGCCAGAAAGCACGCAAAAAUGCCAGCGAGGGUGGGCCUGUGUCAACUGGGGGAGGAUCGGGAGGAACUUCUGGCUGCAGGCGCUGCCACACAACCUUCUCCUGUGUUUUUGAGUUGGUGCGGCACCUCAAGAAAUGCUAUGAUGACCAGCCCCCUGAAGAGGAGGAGGAAGAGGCAGAGAGAGGGGAAGACGAGGAAGAGGAAGUGGAAGAGGAAGAAGCAGAGGAGGAUCAGAGCCUGGAACCCCCAGCAGGACCUGAGGGUCCAUCACCAGACCCUCCAGACAGGGAGGCAGAGGCAGCAAAACCUGGAGGCAGAGAGCCUGAAGGGAAGUCUCCUCCUUCCCCUACCACAGCGCAUGCCUGUGAUCAAUGCACCACAUCUUUCCCCAGCCAGGACCUCUUGACCAGUCACCGAAGACUACAUUUCCUGCCAUCUGUGCAGCCCAGUGCUCCUCCGCACCUCUUAGAUCUGCCCCUGCUGGUGUUUGGAGAACGUAAUGCCCUGGUGGCAGGCGCUUCAGCAGUGCCAGGACCACCCCUCAAACGAAAGCACGAGGAUGGCAGCCUGUCCCCCACAGGCAGUGAAGUUGGGGGUGGAGGGGAGGGAGAGCCCCCCAGGGACAAGCGUCUUCGUACCACUAUCCUGCCUGAGCAGCUGGAGAUCCUGUACCGUUGGUAUAUGCAGGACUCCAACCCAACACGCAAGAUGCUUGACUGCAUUUCAGAGGAGGUGGGACUCAAAAAGCGAGUGGUACAGGUGUGGUUCCAGAACACCAGGGCCCGGGAGAGAAAAGGCCAGUUUCGAAGCACCCCUGGCACGGUGCCUAGUCCAGCAGUCAAACCCUCUGUCGCACCCACUCCAGCACCCUUCCCCAAAUUCAAUCUCUUGUUGGGCAAGAUAGACGAGGGGGUUGGAAGGGACACCACAAAGAGGGAAGCACCUGCUUUUCUAUACCCCCCAGUCACCUCUGCUGCUGGGACUCUUCCUUUCCUACCAUCAGGAAAAGAGUCACCUUUAACUCUUCCACCUCCCCUUCCACCCAGUGAAGAUGAGGGCCCAGAGGAACUGUCCAAAACGUCUCCAGAGAGUGAAGCUUGCAGUCCAUCUGCAGGAGAUCUAAGUGAUUCAUCUGCUUCCAGCCUGGCUGAACCAGAGUCCCCUGGGACUGGAGGGACCAGUGGGGGAGCAGGAAGUGGGGCUGGGGUUACAGAUGGAAUGGGGCAGCGGCGCUACAGGACCCAGAUGAGCAGCCUACAGUUGAAGAUCAUGAAGGCCUGCUAUGAAGCCUACCGAACCCCCACCAUGCAGGAAUGUGAGGUGUUGGGGGAGGAGAUUGGGCUGCCCAAGAGAGUCAUCCAGGUCUGGUUCCAGAAUGCUCGUGCCAAGGAAAAGAAGGCCAAACUUCAGGGGGCAACAGCUGGGGGCUCUGGAAGCAGCAGUGAGAGCCCCUUGGGAGCUCAACGCACCGACUGCCCCUACUGUGAUGUCAAAUAUGAUUUCUAUGUCUCCUGCCGAGGCCAUCUCUUUUCCCGCCAGCACCUGGCCAAGCUCAAGGAGGCAGUCCGAGCACAGCUGAAGAGUGAAAGCAAGUGCUAUGACUUAGCCCCUGCACCUGAAGCACCCCCAGCAACCAAGGCCCCGUCAACCACCACACCUGCUUCUUUGUCUCUCGGGACUGCCCCAGCCCUGCCUCGCCUGGCCCCGGUUCUCUUGUCUGGCCCAGCUCUGACCCAGCCCCCAUUGGGCAGCUUAGCUCCUUUCAAUUCAGGCCCUGCAGCCUCCUCAGGCCUCCUUGGCCUAGCCACUUCGGUCCUGCCUGCUACCACAGUGGUCCAGACUGCUGGCCCAGGCCGCCCCUUACCUCAGAGACCUGUGCCCGACCAAACCAACACCUCCACAGCAGGCACCACUGACCCUGUCCCAGGCCCACCAACUGAGCCCUCAGGGGACAAGGUCUCUGGUGAGCGAAAGCCAGUCACAGCCCCCACCAACUCCUCCACUGAUGCCCUCAAGAACCUCAAAGCAUUGAAGGCCACUGUCCCAGCUCUGCUGGGAGGCCAGUUCCUGCCCUUUCCACUGCCUCCUGCAGGAGCAGCAGCACCACCAGCUGUCUUUGGUCCCCAGUUACAGGGGGCCUACUUCCAACAGCUCUAUGGCAUGAAGAAGGGGUUAUUUCCCAUGAACCCUGUGAUACCUCAGACCCUCAUUGGGCUGCUCCCUAAUGCCCUCCUCCAGCCACCACCCCAGGCCCCUGAGCCCACAGCCACAGCGCCUCCAAAGCCACCUGAACUGCCAGCUUCAGGGGAUGGGGAGGCUGGGGAGGCUGAUGAGCUGCUGACAGGCAGCACUGGCAUCUCCACCGUGGAUGUGACCCACCGCUACCUGUGCCGCCAGUGCAAGAUGGCAUUUGAUGGGGAGGCCCCAGCCACUGCCCACCAGAGAUCCUUCUGUUUCUUCGGGCGGGGCCCCGGGGGUUCCAUACCACCUCCACUGCGGGUGCCCAUCUGCACCUACCACUGCCUGGCAUGUGAGGUGCUGCUGAGUGGGCGUGAAGCCCUGGCUUCCCACCUGCGCUCCUCGGCCCACAGGCGCAAGGCGGCUCCACCCCCAGGAGGCCCACCCAUCACCAUCACCAACGCCGCCACUGCUGCCUCAGCUGCUGUGGCUUUUGCCAAAGAGGAAGCAAGAUUACCUCACACGGACUCCAACCCAAAAACGACUACUACCUCUACACUUCUAGCUUUAUAAACAGAUAAACCAAGAUGGGAGCAGAGGGGAAAGCCUCAGGGCUCCCUCUCUUAACCCAAGGGAUGUUAGGUGGGAGCUCAGAUCCCUCACCCCAGCCCUUGGCUCCGCCCACCUCAUGGGAAUCUUUCAAUUCCCACCCUCAGUGGGCUUCACACACCCCACCUCCAGCAGAGUCCUGCCUCCUCCCCAGCCCCCACAGACAAACUCUAAUCCUAGUCCUCAACUCCUGACAGAUAGAUCCCUUACCCAUAUGUCUUCAUAGACACACACCCAUCUUGUCAUCCCCGCUAUUUAUAUAUGUCUACCCUGCCCAUCCCAUCACAUACCUGUCAUUGGGUCCAUCUCUCUACAGUCUUUCUCCACUGAAUUCCCAGCGCCCCCACAUCUACACACACACACACAUACAUGCAAGUACACGCGCACACAUGUUAGCCCAUACUGUUCUACUGACUGAAAAACACCAAAAAAAAGAGAAAAACUCAAGACAAAGAAGGGGUAAGAAAAAUAAACCUUGUUACUACCCCCAUCCCACCCCCUCCCCCCUUGUCUAGAGCGCCAUAACGCUCACAAACUCUUUCCAAAUACCCAGUUGGCUCCCAAAUUUGGAGUCUGGGAUGGGCAGGGAGCCCACAAAACUCUAACCAAACUGGAGGUUGGCAGGGGGAGAAGUGCUCCCGGCUCACCUUCCUAACCCUCUCCUGCCUGGGAGGCCCUGCGGCCUGGACUCUAGGGGAAGCCGCCGUUAGGAACCCUUCUGCCAACCCCGGCCCUGCAUCCUGGAAACUGCAGUAACUUAUUCUCAAAGGCUUUAAACACAGAGAUCCUCUCAGCAGCCGUGGGCCUGCCUCUUGUCCCAGCCCUGCCAAGUGGGGGCCCAGCCUCUGGGACCGGCGCUGCCCACCAACGGCAAAUCCAAAGUUCUUUAAAAACACACACACACACACACAACCAAAAAAAGAGCAAGAGCGCACCUAUGUGCACAAGAAAGCGAGAUGGAGAGACCAGAGGAAUGAACUAAAAAGCAUAAACUUGAAAAAAUACAGAAAAAAAAGAAAACUCUCCCAUCA
Molecule: messenger RNA, 9105 nt
Organism: Chrysochloris asiatica (Cape golden mole)
Lineage: Eukaryota; Metazoa; Chordata; Mammalia; Afrosoricida; Chrysochloridae
Gene: ZFHX2
Product: zinc finger homeobox 2
Exons: 10
Coding region: 353-8038 (2561 amino acids)
Biological process (GO): brain development; regulation of neuron differentiation; regulation of transcription by RNA polymerase II
Cellular component (GO): nucleus
Molecular function (GO): RNA polymerase II cis-regulatory region sequence-specific DNA binding; zinc ion binding; DNA-binding transcription factor activity, RNA polymerase II-specific
Source: RefSeq, a predicted model, not a curated record